Messenger RNA from Sinocyclocheilus anshuiensis, 1756 nucleotides. RefSeq names its product DNA-directed RNA polymerase III subunit RPC10. Gene Ontology annotation, biological process: termination of RNA polymerase III transcription; DNA-templated transcription. The record is from RefSeq and is a predicted model, not a curated record. Bases 149 to 475 code for a protein of 108 amino acids. Gene Ontology annotation, molecular function: zinc ion binding; nucleic acid binding. Lineage: Eukaryota; Metazoa; Chordata; Actinopteri; Cypriniformes; Cyprinidae. The transcript has 3 exons. Gene Ontology annotation, cellular component: RNA polymerase III complex.
UCAUGUCGAGCCUAGAGUAGUGAGGAACGUUAUCGUGUAUCCUGUAGCGACUAGACAUGAGAAUGUGUGUAAACACACUUCAUUUGCAUCAGAAAAAAAAACAAUAACAGUAUUUAGUAUACAGUACUAUAUAUAUAACCUCUUGAAAAUGCUCCUGUUUUGUCCAACUUGUGGGAAUGUGUUAAUCGUUGAAGAGGGACAGAGAUGCUUCAGAUUCGCGUGUAACACAUGUCCAUAUGUGCACAACAUCACGAGGAAGGUAAAUAACAGAAAGUACCCCAAACUGAAGGAGGUUGAUGAUGUUCUCGGGGGCUCUGCUGCUUGGGAAAACGUGGAUUCCACUCCAGAACCUUGUCCAAAAUGUGAGCACCCAAGGGCCUACUUUAUGCAGAUUCAAACUAGGUCUGCUGAUGAACCAAUGACAACCUUCUACAAGUGCUGCAAUCUACAAUGUGGGCAUCGUUGGAAAGACUAAAUCAGAGACCUCAGAUUUGGGCUUUGUUUGAGGCUUAGAAUAUGUGCUCAUAUUAGAAUAUUCAGUUUUCAUAUAGAAGAUUUUAUAUUUAUUUGUUGGAGCCAUAACCGUGUCAUCAUGUAUUUGGAUUAAAAACCACAGAUACCCUUUAUGCAUCAUUAACUACUUUAUUUUCACUUUUACAGAAUGUGUAUGUAUCAUUAUGACAGUAACUAUAUGAGCUUCGUUGGCCUGAUGACUGAUUUUGUGUGUGUGCGCGCGCAUGCAAGUAAUAAAAUUACCGCUUGUAUAUGAUAGUUUGUCUUUUUAUUUGUUCAAAUAGUCAGUCCAUAAGUUGUUUUACAUACACAUUUGAGACUUGAGUUGAGCAUGGCAUCUGGUGUAGUGCCAUAUACUAUUCUCAAGGCAUCUAUCUACAGCUGCAUUCCUGUAAUACAAGCUUGACAUCUAUUGUCUGCAACAGCAUCAAGUCACUUCACAAAGCAAGUAGACCUACGUAGUCAAGAACAUAUUAAAUUAAAGGGAGCCAGACUGGACUGCAAGUAAACCCCAUGAUCAUGCAUACAUAUUUACUGGAGAUUAGACAGACAUCAUGUAGUUUUUGCAGAUGAUGGAGAGGUGUCUUGAUAUUACAGGUCAUGGUUGAUAGGAUGAAGUUAAGCUGGAUGGGAUGAGGUAAUUAUUUUUUUCUUCAGUCAGACAAUAGUACAUUGGAAUUUUAAUUGCUGAAUACUUUGAAAUCAGAAUUUAAUGUGGCAGUUUGUAAUACCUGCAUACGCAUAUAGGGCAAAUGCUAUGAAAAUUCAGUGUUUAUUUCUGAUUAAAAAGAUAUGAGGCUUGUGUGCAUUUACCGAGCGACUGCUACAUUUUGUGUUAAAUAGUACAAUGGAAAGAUGGAAAAUCUGAUUGUUAAAUAGCUAUAAUGUUGGCAGAUUGUUUACCAGAAAAACAAUUAUUAUCUGAAUCUUCAUUUAAAACUACACUAUGUAACUUUUUGAUGAAAACAAAUAAUAUUAAAGAGCUAGAGUAAAAAAGCCCUUAAUUCACCCAAAUACAAUUUAAUUACCCUAUAAUAAUUACUUAUUGUUUUAGAGCAAUCAGGACGGAUUUUGCGGGAAAUUGCAUAGGCUACAACAUUCUUCCGUGCGUUGCAUUAUUUAUCAGCAUAUAUCCGUACACAGAGAAAUAUCUUAGCGUUUAUGUUGUGGGAGAAGCGUGACGCUUAAAGCUGCAGUCCGUAAGUUUUGCCUCUUUGUCACCAUCUCUGUUUGAAAACCUGCA